UUAGAGAAAGAGUGGACCCACGCACACACAUGGAAAGGUGGGGUGGGGUGGGGAGGGGCAGAGGGAGAGAGAGAGUCCUAAGCAGGCUCCACACUAAGUGGGGAGCCCAGAUCUCACAACUCUUGAGAUCUUGACCUAAGCCAAAAUCAAGAGUCAGAGGCUUAACCAUUGAGCUGCCCGGGCGCCCCCAGGUAAAUAUCUUUUGCUUUAUCUACUAUAUGCAAGCAUGAAUUGGGAUUAUUUUGCCAUAAAACUUCAUUUCACCUAAACUUAGGUUAUUACAAGCUGAUUGUAAACAGUGCCUUCUGAUUAUUACUUAUUUUUUAGGUAUGCAGCUUUGUAAAUUGUUUAGAUUUACUUCAGUGUUUUGAAAUAUAAACAAGACAUUUCACAUACGAUUACAAAACGUUUCUUUUUACAGUCACUUGCUACUAUAGUUACGGUAGUUUUCCGUUUAUGGAGAGGCUUAUUUUAAAAUAAAUUUAUCUAGGAAUAAAAGUGAGUCAAUUUAAAGAAAGCACUCAUUACAUAAUUGUAACAGGUGGCUCGCAGCUACAAUAAACCUAGAGCCGGUGGCAGCCCAACCACCAGAGCCUGGAAAACUGCAGCCAGGAGGGUGGUGGGGAGCGUGCGGAAAGGCUACGGAAACCGGAAAGGCCAAGGAGUAAGCUGGCAAGCGUCAGCCAAGACCAAAUGGAAAAGACCGCCCUGCCUCCAGGCCCAGUGUGGUACAGUGCGCAGGCGCGGCGGUGCGCCUCCGCGGCCUCUGGGCCUCACUGCGCAGGCGCCCGCGCGGCGUGGUCGCCGGCGUGAUCCCCAUGGAGUUACUUUAGCAGAACCGGCACCUCCGGGAGCAUCCGGGAUGAGCGGCGUGGAGGCCGACCGCUGGGCGUGGCUGCUGGUGCUUAGCUUCGUGUUUGGGUGCAAUGUCCUCAGGAUCCUCCUCCCUUCCUUCUCCUCCUUCAUGUCUAGGCUGCUGCAGAAGGAUGCUGAGCAGGAGGCGCAGAUGAGAGCAGAGAUCCAGGACAUGAAGCAGGAGCUCUCCACUGUCAACAUGAUGGAUGAAUUCGCCAGAUACGCCAGGCUGGAGAGGAAGAUCAACAAGAUGACGGAUAAGCUUAAGACUCACGUGAAAGCUCGGACAGCUCAGUUGGCCAAGAUAAAAUGGGUUAUAAGUGUUGCCUUCUAUAUAUUGCAAGCUGCCCUGAUGGUGUCGCUCAUCUGGAAGUAUUACUCUGUCCCCGUGGCUGUGGUACCGAGCAAGUGGAUCACUCCGCUAGACCGCCUGGUAGCAUUUCCUACUAGAGUAGCAGGUGGCGUUGGGAUCACCUGCUGGAUUUUAGUCUGUAACAAGGUGGUGGCGAUCAUGCUUCACCCUUUCAGCUGAAAGAAGACAGUUGCAACUAGGACAUUUUAGGGAGUGGAUUUCCACUGAGUAGGUCACAAAUCUGAUUUAUACUUUUUUUUUUUCCUAAGGAAACAAAAGCACACAGGUUAAUUUUUUUGUUGAAUAUGUUUGUUCUUGGAUUUUAUGUGAGAUAUGAGAGUCACGAUUUUGUACACUUGUCACCGAGCUGGAAGGCCAGGCUCCCCCACGUGUGACCUGGCCAGCAAGUCCCAGGUUUGUUACAAAGAGGGGCCUUGGCGGCACGUCACUGGGGGUGUGCACCAUUGGCGUACUUCAGAGGUCACAUUGCCAACUGGAAAGUCAAAAUUUUCUAACUUAAGUACUUUAAAAAGACUUAGCACUAUUUUUGAUCCAGAUUAGAAAGCGAUUUAAUUGUAAUACCACUACCAGAGUUUGAAGUUUCCCGUAGUCCUACUAAAAGAGUAACACUAAUUGACAUUGCUUGUGUGGUUUUCAUCCUCUGUUUAAAAGGUCAUAUGCGAGCCUGCGUAUAGUAUUAUCUACUUGUUUGAAGUUGUUAACUUUUCAUUACUGUGUUUUGUAAAUGUAUUCAUGAGAUCAUAAUGCAUUGUUUCAUGCUUGAAUUGUGUUUUAUAUUUAAAGCAUUUCAAAUGAAGUGUGUUUUAUAAGCAUUUAAUGUUUAUGCUCUGUAGAAUGGAACAAAGUUAAAAAACAAACUAGGAAUUCUGAUUAAAUUAAAAUGAGUGGAUACAUUUUUUAAAACACUUUUUUUUUUACUGUUGUGUUGCUUUUUUUUUGAAUUCUAAAUGAGAGAUAACAUUAUAUUAGUUUCAAGACUACAACGUAGUGAUUUGAUAUUUGUAUACACUGUGAAAUGAUCACCACAGUAAGUCUGGUUUCCUCAUGUAAAACGCACUUUCAUAAUUAAAAUUUUUGCAAGGG
This is a messenger RNA of Callorhinus ursinus (northern fur seal), 2311 nucleotides long. RefSeq names its product guided entry of tail-anchored proteins factor 1 (gene GET1). The record is from RefSeq and is a predicted model, not a curated record. Gene Ontology annotation, molecular function: protein-membrane adaptor activity. Gene Ontology annotation, biological process: tail-anchored membrane protein insertion into ER membrane. Gene Ontology annotation, cellular component: GET complex. Lineage: Eukaryota; Metazoa; Chordata; Mammalia; Carnivora; Otariidae.